UGUACUGAUCUCUUUUCAGCUUCGUAGUUCGUAGUGCAUAUUAAUUUGAAAAGCAUUUGAAAUGAAAUCCUUUCUAGGACAAUACAGACAGUACAUAAUGUGGUUCACCGGCAGUCUGUCGUCAUCCAGGUACUUUCUUUGGUACUAGGGGUGUUAAAACUGGUUUUUUUAAAUCACGCUUUCAGUAUCUGUUCUUUCGCUAGACUUCCGUGUGACGGUUUACUAUAUGCGUAGUCGAUACUCGAUAUUCACAGUGUUAGUGUUUGUUAGUAAAAGGAGGACGUUAUUGGUGGCACGUGUAUUUAUGUGUUUGAGAAUUUCAAGAUUAUCGUCUCGGUGAUUAUCCAUCAAUCCGUGGUGACGUUCUUGUCUGCAAGCGAUGGCAGCCAACAACAACCCGGCGAAUCCAAAAGAGAAUCGAUUGGUGUUUUCUUCCAACCCUGGUGGGUUGCAAGAGUUGGCUUGCGUCGUUACAUCAGCUUCAUUUUAUUGUCGUCAGCUGAACCAAUGCGAAAUUGUCUCGUUGCCAUUGCCUUCAAUUAUCCGACAAAUGAUCAAAGAAUGUAUCUUAGUGGUAGAGAAUUCUCUGAAGAAAUGGAGUAAGUUUCACGAUUCGUGUAUUUUUUCGCAUCGCAAAGACGAGAAUAUCGCGAUUGUUUUUGAAGAUUUCAUGGCAUGGCGGGCUGAUGGAACAAUCAACUUCGAAGAAACGGCUGUGAAUUUGAUCGAGUGCGAUAAGUCGAGUCAAAUGGAAAAGUAUCGAUUAGCGUGUAUUUACUGUUUGGUCGACGAUGUCAAAAAACUAUGGCCGAUAGAGACAGAUGCUGAUCAACCGCUGAUUAAGUAUUGGAAUCAACGUAUGAGUGGCGAGCAGUGUGCGGAGUCUUCAUUGUUGAAAGACAACUCUUUUCAUAAUCAGUCAGCGUUCGAGUAUCUUUGGGGAUUUAUGACCGACGACGAACAAGUACGGAAGGUCAAGAAUAUCAGCAAUUGGAGUACAGGAAAAUCGUUGCUGAAGUACGCGUUGCUCAAAUUGAGCGAAAGUCAACUGGAGCGUGUGAUGAUGUCACAUGCCAGCGAUGUUUUCUACGCAUUGUAUUUCGAAUCGAAGGCUUCGGUAAUUCCAUUAUGGGAUCAUGUAAAGAACGUGAUCACACCAAAUGUUUUUAAAGCAAUUAUCCUCCAGUUUUUAGCUUUUGCUACGAGGAAGGUGCCCAGUUUGGCGUACGACUUGUGGAUUAGAGCGCCGGAGUUGUUGAAAAACCACAUAUUGGUCAAUAAUUUUCAAUAUGUAUUGAACUGUUCAACGAAAGACGAGAGAUUGUUUUUUGACUUGUUGUUGACAACUGACGUCGAGACUAGGGAAAAGAUUUGGCGAGAAAAAUGGCGAGAUAUUAUCGUUGAUGUGUCUCCCAGCUAUUUGCAAAAGAUCAUGGAAUUGUGCCUUGGCAGUGGGGAUGAAAUAGCUUCGUUCAAAAAAACUCACUUGAGUAAUUAUCCUCUGAUCGAAAAGUGUUGCAAAACGAUGGUAUUAGCUGGACAUUUUGAUGAAAUGAGUGAUUUUUUUCAUUUCGCUUCGGACGACUCCGAGAUUAUUUUCAAUCUGAAGACGAAUGUCUUGAAAUCGCAAUUUCUGCGAGAUGCUUAUAUCAAAGUUCAGCGUGUUAAGGACAUGGAUUCUGUAGUAACGUUUCUCAGGAACACAUUUCCCGAUACGAGUGAGCGCCAAGAGUUUGAAAGAAAUCUAAUCUUGAGCGACGAAUCGUUGACUUAUUUUAGAUUGGUUAUGCAAAAUGAUGUGAAUUUGAUUGUUGGGGUCAAACAUUUUGUCUGCAAUAUUCUUUCUUUAGAUGCUGAUUUAGCGUCGGCUAAAAGCAUGUUAUUGAUGUUGAAUUACGAGAUUUUAAUUUCGGGCAAUUUUAAAAUCAAUUCGCGGUCGAAUUCCUCAUCUCGAAACGAUUUCAUUAAGUGGUGUCUGAAUGACGAUAACGAUGCAUUGGUUAACUUCAAACAAUCUUUACCUGUGAGCCAGAUUUUCUACACGAUGUUAGAAAAAUGUGCUCUGGAAUUGAAACAAUGGGUGGAUAGAAACCCGACUCCAGCUGGUCAAUCCCCUCGGUACAGUUCCAUAUAUUCGGAGUCGAUUUUUUCACAUUUGAAUUGGUUCCUCGAAUGGGUUUUCCUAACGAAGGAGGCAGUGCUGGAUUUCAAGCGUGAUAAAUUGUCAUCGUAUUUUCGUGUAGAGCAGACCAGAUCGAUAUUCGAGAUAGAUGGCACGGCAUUCUUCAAUCAACUGCUAUGCUGGUUUUUAAAUGACGAUAGACCACGAAUGGAACUUUUCAAGGUUUUUUUUUGCCAUUCGGGUUCGAGGUUUCGAAAACGAAAACAUGACCAGGUCAGUUGAAAAGUACGAUGAAAGCGGUUAUUGAUUUUGAAAAUUGCUUUUGAAAGAAUACGAUUACCUAUUUUCAAUGCAUUUGUUGCUUAUUUCAUCGCACCCAGCAUUGAAAUAUUAGUAUGGUAUGCUCAUUUUGGAUCUUGAUUUAAUCUUGAACAGUACUAAAUUUUUUACUCAAUCCUUCAGUUUUGUGUCUACUUAUGAUUUUAAUUAAGUACUUAGUUCUUAAGUUUGUAGAUAUUUGAUUUCCUUUCUGUUUUUCAUGGUUUUCAAAUAUGUAGUGUGAUAUUAGAUAAUAAUUUUUUUGAGUCAAAUGAAUUUUUUGCUCAUGGUAUUCGAACAAAAAUUCGUUAAUUGUUAGUAUCUAUUAUUUGCCUUAAAGUUACUUAUUUUUCAAUUCAAUAUACAUAUAUGUUAUUGGA
Messenger RNA from Planococcus citri (citrus mealybug), 2820 nucleotides. RefSeq lists its product as uncharacterized. The transcript has 2 exons. NCBI's taxonomy places the organism in Eukaryota, Metazoa, Arthropoda, Insecta, Hemiptera, Pseudococcidae. The record is from RefSeq and is a predicted model, not a curated record. Bases 380 to 2404 code for a protein of 674 amino acids.